Hemibagrus wyckioides is the source of this 2838-nucleotide messenger RNA. It is a transcript of the gene faf1, whose product is annotated as Fas (TNFRSF6) associated factor 1. Gene Ontology annotation, molecular function: ubiquitin binding; NF-kappaB binding. Gene Ontology annotation, cellular component: endoplasmic reticulum; nucleus. The transcript is spliced from 19 exons. The record is from RefSeq and is a predicted model, not a curated record. Lineage: Eukaryota; Metazoa; Chordata; Actinopteri; Siluriformes; Bagridae. The coding region runs from base 296 to 2287 and encodes 663 amino acids.
UUGUUUCCGUUGCUUGGAUUAAAAAAGUGACUGUAACAGAAAAUCUGUUUUAAAAACUACAGAUUAGGAAGUGGGGCCUAAAGUGCGGGUUUUGCUCCCGAGUUCUCUGUUGUACUAAAACUCAGUCUCGGGGUCAUAUGCGGUUUAAAAUUUCAAGCCGACAUUGUUUGUAGUCCCCGUACACCCUUUGCGUCUCAGACCGUUUGUAGCUAAAGGGACCAAAGAGAGCGAGCAGAGCUGAGCACAGCUGUAGCGGCACUAUAGAACAGCUAGCUAGUGUUAGCCAGUCACUGCAAUGGCCUCCGACAGUGGUAGCAACAUGGACAGAGAGAUGAUUCUGGCUGACUUUCAGGCAUGCACUGGGAUCGACAAUAUUGCAGAGGCAAUCACUCUCUUAGAACUGAACAAUUGGGACUUGGUGGCAGCCAUUAACGGUGUGAUACCACAAGAAAAUGGCAUCUUGCAAAGCAAUUUCAGCAGUGAGGGAUCUCAGACGAGCCCGCUAGGAGCUGACAGCCAGUCAGCAGCAACGGAACCACCAGCCAUGUCGUCACCAUCCUCACCGCCAUCGUCUUCUUCCUCUGCCUUCUGCCCUGUCCUGCCCUCCCGGCAAAUUUUAGAGCGGCAGCCACGCAUGCUCAACUUCCGAGUAGAGUACCGCACACGCUCAGUAGAUGUGGUACUAGAGGAUACUAGCACAGUGGGAGAUAUCAAAACAUUUCUGGAGACAGAGCUUCAGGUUCCCGUGUCUAAAAUGCAGUUAAAAGGCUGGAAGAGUGCAGAUGUGUCUGACAGUACGGUACUGAGGAGUUUACACCUGCCCAAGAACAACAGCCUGUAUGUACUGACCCCUGACAUCGCUCCCUCUGCCAGCAGCAGCCAGAGCAGCGUCCAGCAGGAGUCAUUAAAUCAAAACUACCUGCUGAUUGUCCUCCACCGGGAAGCGCAGAAAGAGUACAACCUCAAUUUCCCUGGCAGCAGAACCAUCCAGGAGGUUAAAAGGAACAUCUCUGAUUUGACAAACAUCCCAGUACGACAUCAGCAGUGGGACGGCUGGCCUGCUUCAGCCUUGGAUGACUCGAUGACGUUGGCCUCCUCUGGGAUCAGCUACCCAUGUCAUCGGCUGACUGUGUGCAGGAGAUCCUCCCCAGCAACUACUCUGGAACCAGCUGAGGAGUGCACAGAUGUUCACAUGGUCAGUGACAGCGAAGGAGACGACUUUGAGGACGCCCCUGAAUUUGGAGUAGAUGAGUCUGAAAUCUUUGGCAUGGGAAGCUCGAGUUGUCGAAAGUCACCAAUGAUGCCGGAGAACAGUGAAAAUGAGGGCGAUGCUUUACUGCACUUUACCUCGGAGUUCUCUUCAAGAUAUGGAGAAUGCCAUCCAGUGUUCUUCAUUGGUUCCUUGGAGGCAGCAUCUCAAGAGGCCUUUUAUGGCAAAGCCAGAGAUAGAAAGCUGCUGGCCAUCUACCUCCACAACGAUGAUAGUGUUCUCAGCAAUGUCUUCUGCUCCCAAAUGAUGUGUGCAGAGUCCAUAGUGUCAUAUCUGAGCCAGAAUUUCAUCACAUGGGCCUGGGAUGUGACUAAAGAAGCUAACAAAGCCAGACUACUCACCAUGUGCACGCGACAUUUCGGAAGUGUCGUCGCACAGACCAUUAGGACAUACAAAACUGACCAGUUCCCUCUGCUACUGAUAGUCAUGGGCAAAAGGACAUCCAAUGAAGUUUUAAAUGUUAUUCAAGGUAACACUACAGUGGAUGACCUGAUGAUGAGACUGAUGGGAGCAAUGGAAAUCUUCACAGCCCAGCAGCAGGAGGACAUCCGAGAUGAGGAUGAGCGUGAAGCUAGAGAAAUGGUGAAGCGAGAGCAGGACGAAGCGUAUCGCUUGUCAUUAGAGGCUGAUCGCAAAAAGAGAGAAGCACAGGAGCGAGAAGAGGCGGAACAAGUACGUCAAGAACGAAUCAGGAAAGAGCAGGAAGAGGAACGGGAGGCGAUCCGUCUUUCACUGGAGCAGACCUUACCGCCAGAGCCCAAGGAGGAAGCAGGAGAACCAAUCAGUAAACUGCGUAUCCGGACGCCCAGCGGAGAGUUCCUGGAGAGGCGUUUCCUGGGCAGUUGCAAGCUCCAGGUCCUUUUCGACUUUGUGGCCUCCAAAGGCUAUCCAUCGGAUGAGUUCAAACUGCUCACCACUUUUCCCCGUAGAAACAUAACUCAGUUAGAUCCGGCAUGGACGUUGUUGGAAGCCAAACUCUUCCCUCAAGAGACUCUCUUUCUGGAGGCCAAAGAGUAGGACUGACUGCACUUGACAAAUCACACAAACAAUGAAGAACUUUUAGCAUGGUGUCCACAGAGAACAGCCACACGCAAACACACUCAUAGUACGUUGUACAUGAAUAAUGAGUGUUCGUUAUGAUUCACACUGAAGCUUUCACAAGCACAGAGAUACUGACACUCACUCACACACAGAACUGUCAUGUUUUUCUCCACCCACUGAAAAGGUAACCAAAAAAGAAAAAGAAAAUAUUACAGUUGUGGAGACUCAGAACAGCAUCACAGGUGAGGAUGAUCCACUAUGGCUGACCUGAUUUGUACAAGUAAUCAAAUAAGUUAAUAAAUAAAUACCCAAAUAUGGUGGUAUGUGACAAGCAAAGAGAUGUUUCAUGAAGAACUUUGGACUAUUUCUUUCCUCCCCCAACUUCAUUGGUUUCCUUGCUCUUUGGCCAAGUCCUUGGACAGUCAGCUAUGUGCAUUUCCUUUUUACCGAUGAUCAGAAAUGGCUUUGUUCUCAACUCCUGAAAAGAAAAAAAAAAGAAGAAAAAAACAGAAAAAAAAAAAAAAUAA